AUGAGCAUGUUAGGCCUUAGAGACCUUGUUCUCAUAGCUCCAACCCCUUCCCUUCACCAAGGCCAACCCAUUUCAGCAGAACACACUUCAAACCUUCCUCUCCCUUCAUCAGCUUCUCUAAGUGUUGGUUUUGGCAUUUUCCCACUCCUAACUGCCACACCUUGCAUGCCACAACCUCAUCAAAACAAUGAAGUUCAAGAUUGCGGUGGCAGCAACAACAACAACAACAACUAUUGGAACCUCAAGAUGUGCCCUGAAGUGAACCCUUCAAAGAAGGGAGUGAUCAACGUGGAUGAUGAUGAUGAGAACCACCACAAGGUUGUGAUGGAGAAUGAGGAAAAUGGAGUGUAUGGUGCUGACUUUAGAGUGUGUCAAGAUUGUGGCAACAGGGCUAAGAAAGAUUGCAUCUUUAGGAGGUGUAGGACUUGUUGCAAGGGACGUGGAUAUGAUUGCAACACUCACGUGAAGAGCACGUGGGUCCCCUCAAUUCGCCGCCGAGAGCGGGAGAUGGCGGUGGCUGCCGGUGGUGCUGGUGCUAAGAGGCCAAGAGCUAUAGUAGGGUCAUCACAAAAUGCCACUGCCACAUCUCAUAGUUCCAACUCUAAUGCUACCACCCCUAAGAGCUUAGCUACUAGCUCUCCUCACCAAGAUGCGGGGUUCAAGCAGUCUUUACCAGGUCAUGUUCGUGCACCUGCUGUGUUCAGGUGCCAUAGAGUCUCUGCCAUUGGAAAUGGUGAAGAUGAAUUUGCAUACUUGGCCACUGUUCAUAUUAGUGGCCAUGUGUUCAAGGGGUUUCUCUAUGAUCAUGGUGUUGAUGGCAAAAAUUCAAAUGCAGUGCCUUGUGUUUCAGAACUGCAAUUGGGCAACAAUUGCAGUGGCAAGAACAGGGAAUGUUCUUCAAUUGGGGUUCCAACCAACAAUGCCUACCCUGCCUCUGCUAGUUGA
Messenger RNA from Abrus precatorius (Indian licorice), 945 nucleotides. Its product is annotated as protein LATERAL ROOT PRIMORDIUM 1-like. The record is from RefSeq and is a predicted model, not a curated record. Gene Ontology annotation, molecular function: DNA-binding transcription factor activity; DNA binding. The transcript is spliced from 2 exons. Gene Ontology annotation, biological process: positive regulation of DNA-templated transcription. Gene Ontology annotation, cellular component: nucleus. Bases 1 to 945 code for a protein of 314 amino acids. Lineage: Eukaryota; Viridiplantae; Streptophyta; Magnoliopsida; Fabales; Fabaceae.